AUGCUUAUUCUGUUGCUUGGAGUGGUCUCCACCGUUAGUUGUGCUGCUGUUGCUAGUAAUGUUGUUCAAAUUCCAUUGGAAAUCGAUAAUUCUAUGUAUACUGUUAAUUCGCUCAGUUUAGGACUACCAGCUCAAUCAGUGUCGAAGAUUGUUUUGGACACUGGGUCUUCUGACUUAGUUAUCACCCAUUCGGUAUAUGAUAUCACCAAGUCUACCAGUGCCAUUAAUUCUAACUUAACUUUCUCGAUGCAAUAUGGUUCCAGUGAUCUUUUCUAUGUUUUCGCAGUAAAUGAAACUUUAGUUGGUGAUGAUUUCAAAUUAUCAAAGUUCCCAUUGGGUUAUCCCAAAGACACUCUGAUUAGGGAUAUAGUUGGAUAUUCCGGGAUUCUUGGUCUUGGAUUCAGGGCUUUUGAGGCGUUAUUUCGUACUUCAAAUAAUGGUAAAGGUGUUGGGUAUGCUAAUUUUCCUCAGGCUUUGAAAGAGCAAGGAAUUACAAAAUCUUCCUUAUUUAGUUUGAAUGGUCAAUCGGAUAAUCCUUAUGUUAUAUUUGGUGGGGUUGAUACUAACGCUUAUGAAGGACCGUUGGUUAAAGUUCCAAUUAUUUUCAUUAUUGGAACGAAUUUUGUUCUUGAUUAUUAUCUGUACCUUGACGUUACCGUUAAUCAAGUUACAUUUAAUAAUAAGGAAGAUAAAACAGUAAUUGCAAAUCAACCUUUGGCUUACUGGAUGGAUACUGGUGCUGACUCUUGGUUAACAACUCCGGCGAUUUAUAAAAAUUUAUAUAAUUGUUUCCAAAAUACUAAAUUAGAAAACGAGAUAACUUGGAUUUUAAUUAAAGAAUUAAAAAAAAUUUCAAUUACUUUUAAUAUUGCCGGAUUCGACGUUACUAUUCCUUUAACUGAUUUGAUCGAUACUAAGAACGGUGAUUACGCUAGCUUGAAAAUAGAUUAUGCUACCAUUGGUACUGAAACUUACCAGAGUAUCAUUCCAAAUGCUGUUUAUAAAUAUAUGUAUACGGUUUUCGAUUUAGAUAAUGGGUUUGUCUAUUUGGGGAAAUCAUCCGGUAGUCAAAGACAAGUUAUUAAAUCAGUUACAAAUGCUGAAUUGCCGGUACCUACAACAACUUUGAAAGAGUAUACUAAUUCUUAUACUACUUUAUAUAAAGACUCUUUAGAAACAAUGGUUGCUUCUCGUCCAACUUCUUGCAAAAAAAAACAUUAG
This is a messenger RNA of Hyphopichia burtonii NRRL Y-1933, 1221 nucleotides long. It is a transcript of the gene SAP30, whose product is annotated as aspartyl protease SAP30. NCBI's taxonomy places the organism in Eukaryota, Fungi, Ascomycota, Pichiomycetes, Serinales, Debaryomycetaceae. Gene Ontology annotation, molecular function: aspartic-type endopeptidase activity. The transcript has a single exon. Bases 1 to 1221 code for a protein of 406 amino acids. The record is from RefSeq and is a predicted model, not a curated record. Gene Ontology annotation, biological process: proteolysis.